CUUUCGGCGUGCGGGAGGCCGGCGGCGGAGCGGCGCCAGGGCCCGGCGGAAGGCGGCGGAGGCUGCGCUCGGUGUGGGGGGCGGAAGGCGGGAGGGAGCCGCGGCGCCGCCUCCCGGUGAGGGGCGGGCGAGCGAGCGAGCGGCAGCCGGCGGAGCGCGGAACAGCCGGCGGCGGCGGGAGGAGAGCGCAGCGGCCGGGAAGAGCCGGCGGAGGCGGCGGCGGAGCCAGGGGAGAGCGGCCGCGGGCCGGGCCGAGCCGCGAUGGAGCGGAAGAGUGCUUUUCCUAUGGGCCAAGCCUCCCCAGGAAGAGACAGGACUCUGAGUCAUUUCAGCCCCAGCGGGAAGAAGUUCCGCAGCAAGCCGCAGCUGGCGCGGUACCUGGGCGGCUCCAUGGAGCUGGGCAGCUUCGACUUCCGCACCGGCAAGAUGCUGAUGACCAAGGUGAACAAGAACCGGCAGCGCAUGCGCUACGACUGCGCCAACCAGGCCAAGGGCAAGCCUGACCUGAACACGGCGCUGCCCGUCCGGCAGACGGCCUCCAUCUUCAAGCAGCCUGUCACCAAGAUCACCAACCACCCCAGCAACAAGGUCAAGAGUGAUCCUCAGAAAGCUGUGGACCAGCCACGUCAGCUCUUCUGGGAGAAGAAAUUAAGUGGCCUGAAUGCCUUUGACAUUGCAGAGGAGCUGGUGAAAACAAUGGACCUGCCCAAGGGUCUGCAAGGGGUGGGCCCUGGCUGCACAGAUGAAACCCUGCUGUCAGCCAUAGCCAGUGCCCUGCACACCAGCACCAUGCCCAUCACUGGGCAGCUGUCUGCAGCUGUGGAGAAGAACCCUGGGGUCUGGCUGAACACCUCCCAGCCACUCUGCAAAGCAUUCAUGGUGACAGAUGAAGACAUUAGGAAGCAGGAGGAGCUGGUGCAGCAGGUGAGGAAGAGGCUGGAGGAAGCCCUGAUGGCUGACAUGCUUGCCCACGUGGAGGAGAUAGCAAGAGAUGGGGAAGCUCCUUCAGAGAAAGAAGGUGGUGAGGAAGAAGAGGAAGAGGAGGAGGAGGACCAGGACCAUGACCAGGAGAUGGAGAAUGUAUAGUCCAGGGAGUUCCCCCAAGGAAUUCCCAGUAGCAGCCCUCUCAGCAGGGUCAGCCACCAAAUCCACCAAGCCAAGAGUGUCUGCAGAGUGCAAUGCACACCACCAGCCCACCCACACCUGUCAGCACCUGGAGGAACACUUCAGGAAGCCUGGAGGAGCUGCUGCUUCUUCUGUCUAGUGCUGGGGAGUUUGGAAGAUGGAACUCGACUCAGCUUCCCCUCCCCCUCCUUUUUUGGGGGUUGUUUUUUGUUUGUGGUUUUCCUUUUUUUCUUACAGGGGUAGGGGGC
This is a messenger RNA of Dryobates pubescens (Downy woodpecker), 1373 nucleotides long. RefSeq names its product methyl-CpG binding domain protein 3 (gene MBD3). The transcript is spliced from 8 exons. NCBI's taxonomy places the organism in Eukaryota, Metazoa, Chordata, Aves, Piciformes, Picidae. The record is from RefSeq and is a predicted model, not a curated record. Bases 262 to 1086 code for a protein of 274 amino acids. Gene Ontology annotation, molecular function: DNA binding.